Messenger RNA from Opisthocomus hoazin, 3786 nucleotides. The record is from RefSeq and is a predicted model, not a curated record. Lineage: Eukaryota; Metazoa; Chordata; Aves; Opisthocomiformes; Opisthocomidae.
AUGGAGGGGAGCAUGGGUGCGCGGGUGGGCACCCGCACACGAGUGGGCUACCGGGCGCUUGCACAUCUCCUCGGCCUGGGCCCCGAAAGAGCGGGCUGUCGGGACUACCAAGGUCGGCAAGGAAGCAGACUGAACAAAGACCUGAGACAUUAUCUCAACCAGAGGUUUCAGAAGGGAUCACCAGAUCACGAUCUGCAGCAGACUAUUAGAGAUAACCUUUAUCGCCAUGCUGUGCCUUGCACAACCCGCCCUCCAAGAGAAGGAGAAGUGCCUGGUGUGGACUAUAACUUUCUGACUGUGGAGGAGUUUCUGGAGUUGGAGCGAAGCGGGACCCUUCUGGAAGUAGGAACUUAUGAAGGUAACUAUUAUGGAACGCCCAAGCCUCCCAGCCAGCCCCUCAGUGGGAAAGUGACUUCCACCGAUGCGUUGCAAAACCUGCAGUCUGGCUCCAAGCAAUCAACUCCAAAGCGAACCAAGUCUUACAAUGAUAUGCAAAAUGCUGGCAUAGUGCAUACAGAGAAUGAGGAGGAGGACGAUGUACCUGAAAUGAGCAGUAGCUUCACAGCAGAGUCUGGUGACCAAGACGAGCAUAAUACGCAUAUCGUAAGAGAGACAGCUCCACCGUCUGUGAUUGAUAGCCACACCAACGUUCCCACCACGGAACCAUCUCAGAACCUCCCUCAAUACCUACCUCCUCCUGCCGAGGAUAACCUAGGUCCUCUGCCGGAAAACUGGGAGAUGGCCUACACCGAGAACGGAGAAGUCUAUUUUAUAGACCAUAACACAAAAACAACAUCUUGGCUUGAUCCACGGUGCCUGAACAAACAGCAGAAACCUCUAGAAGAAUGUGAAGAUGAUGAAGGGGUACACACGGAGGAACUGGACAGUGAACUAGAGUUGCCUGCUGGUUGGGAGAAAAUUGAGGAUCCCGUAUAUGGUGUCUACUAUGUAGACCACAUCAACCGGAAGACACAAUAUGAAAACCCAGUUCUUGAAGCGAAGAGGAAGAAACAGCUUGAGCAACAGCAACAGCCGCCCGAAGGAAAACCUUUUUUUACACGAAACCCUUCUGAGUUGAAAGGGAAGUUCAUCCACACCAAGCUAAGGAAAAGCAGCAGGGGUUUUGGCUUCACCGUCGUCGGAGGGGAUGAGCCGGAUGAAUUUCUCCAAAUCAAAAGUUUGGUGCUUGACGGCCCCGCAGCACUGGAUGGCAAAAUGGAAACAGGGGACGUCAUAGUCAGCGUGAACGAUACCUGCGUGCUGGGGCACACUCACGCUCAAGUUGUGAAAAUCUUCCAGUCCAUCCCCAUCGGUGCCAGCGUGGAUCUUGAACUGUGCCGAGGCUAUCCCCUGCCCUUCGAUCCCGACGAUCCCAACACGAGCCUGGUUACGUCUGUGGCAAUUUUGGACAAAGAACCGAUCAUUGUGAACGGGCAGGAAAAUUACGACUCCCCAGCGAGCCACAGUAGUAAAACAGGGAAAGUAAAUGGCACAAAGGAAGCAAGACCCAGCAGCCCGGCUGAGGUCUCUUCCAACGGACCCCAUGGUUACCCCAAUGACACGGUCUCUUUGGCGUCUUCGAUAGCAACACAACCUGAACUCAUAACUGUGCAUAUAGUCAAAGGGCCUAUGGGCUUUGGGUUUACUAUAGCAGACAGUCCCGGUGGGGGCGGCCAAAGGGUGAAGCAAAUCGUGGACAGCCCGCGGUGCCGCGGCCUGAAGGAAGGCGAUCUUAUAGUCGAAGUCAACAAGAAGAAUGUGCAGAGCCUCACUCACAACCAGGUGGUGGAUAUGCUGAUUGAAUGUCCUAAGGGAAGCGAAGUCACGUUGCUGGUGCAGCGAGGAGGACUGCCGGUCCCAAAGAAGAGCCCAAAGUCGCAACCACUUGAAAGGAAAGACAGCCAAAACAGUUCUCAGCAUAGCGUCUCCAGCCACCGCAGUGGGCACACCGCUUCCCCCGUUCACAGCACGCAGGUGCUGCCGGACUACACUGCCGCGGAGGCGCCGGCUGCGGAUCAACCGGACAGUUCUGGGCAGAAAAAGCCAGAUCCAUUCAAAAUCUGGGCCCAGUCCAGGAGCAUGUAUGAAAGCCGACUUCCAGAUUACCAAGAGCAGGAUAUCUUUCUAUGGAGAAAGGAAACCGGUUUUGGAUUUAGGAUUCUAGGUGGAAAUGAGCCCGGAGAACCUAUUUACAUUGGUCACAUUGUGCCACUGGGUGCUGCUGAUGCUGACGGUCGCCUGAGAUCGGGUGAUGAACUGAUCUGCGUGGAUGGGACGCCUGUUGUCGGGAAAUCGCACCAGCUUGUCGUCCAGCUCAUGCAACAGGCAGCCAAACAAGGUCACGUCAAUCUGACCGUCAGGCGCAAAGUGGUUUACACAGUUCCCAAGGCAGAGAAUGAAGUCCCAUCCCCAGCUUCUUCCCACCACAGCAGCAACCAGCCAGCCUCGCUGACCGAGGAGAAGCGAACGCCGCAGGGCAGCCAGAACUCCCUCAACACCGUCAGCUCGGGGGGGGGGGGCAGCGGUGUUGUCAGCGCCGUGGUCCAGCCCUACGAUGUGGAAAUCCGCCGCGGCGAAAACGAGGGGUUCGGCUUCGUCAUCGUCUCGUCGGUGAGCAGGCCGGAGGCGGGGACAACUUUCGGUCGGAUAAUUGAAGGGAGUCCCGCAGACCGCUGUGGCAAGCUGAAAGUAGGCGAUCGGAUCUUGGCCGUGAAUGGGUGCUCCAUCACCAACAAGUCGCAUUCAGACAUCGUCAACCUCAUUAAGGAAGCGGGAAACACCGUUACCCUGCGCAUCAUUCCAGGAGAUGAAUCCUCCAAUGCUACUUUAUUGACCAAUGCAGAAAAAAUUGCUACAAUUACCACCACACAUACUCCUCAGCAAAUACCGCAGGAGACCAGCAAGAACAACACCAAACCAAAGCAGGAAUCCCAGUUCGAUUUCAAACCACCCCAAGCAGCACAGCAGGACCAAGACUUUUACACUGUUGAGCUGGAAAGAGGAGCCAAAGGGUUUGGCUUUAGCCUGCGAGGCGGCCGGGAAUAUAAUAUGGAUCUGUACGUGUUGCGGCUAGCUGAGGAUGGUCCAGCUGAGAGAUGUGGGAAGAUGAGGAUCGGUGACGAAAUCUUAGAGAUCAAUGGAGAAACUACCAAGAACAUGAAGCAUGCUCGGGCCAUCGAACUGAUUAAAAAUGGUGGCCGCAGGGUCCGCCUGUUUCUGAAACGUGGAGAUGGCUCUGUCCCAGAAUAUGACCCCAGCAGUGACAGGAACAGUCCCGCCACAGGUUCACAAAAUGUAUCGGAAAUGAAACCCGUGCCAUCCGACCGACGGCAGCACCCAUCAUCGGAGUCCAGUUAUCCACCAGACCUUCACAAAUCAUCAAGACAUGGGGACAAGCGGACUUACGUUAGAGACCUAAAAGGCAGCAGAGAGUUUAGCAGACAUCCCAACGAACACCACACUUGGAAUGGGACUUCUAAAAGCAACGACCACGUGCCAGGCAGGAGGACGGAGAGGUCGCCGGAGAGGAGGCGCGAGAGGCAGAUGGAGAGGACGAUGGUGAACGGGCAGAAGAGGAGGUCUCCUGAAAAGCGCAGGGAAGGGACGCGGAGCGCUGACAACACUUUGGAGAGGCGGGAGCGACACGAGAGGAGGAGAGACCUCUCCCCCGAGAGGCGCCGGGAGCGGUCGCCCGGUCGCCGGCGGCGGUCGCUGGAGAGACUCAGGCAGCCACCCGAGCAGCGCCGGCGGCCGUACAAGGAGUGCAGCACCGACCUCAGCAUCUGA